Helobdella robusta is the source of this 1479-nucleotide messenger RNA. RefSeq lists its product as hypothetical. The record is from RefSeq and is a predicted model, not a curated record. The transcript has 5 exons. Gene Ontology annotation, molecular function: G protein-coupled receptor activity. Gene Ontology annotation, cellular component: membrane. Lineage: Eukaryota; Metazoa; Annelida; Clitellata; Rhynchobdellida; Glossiphoniidae. Gene Ontology annotation, biological process: G protein-coupled receptor signaling pathway. Bases 1 to 1479 code for a protein of 492 amino acids.
AUGCUACAAAUAAAUUUAAAUGCAGUUGUCAUAUUCAUCAUCGUCGUCGUCAUCGUUAGCAAUGUUACUGCCAACCAGAAGAGCAAGGACGAUUUUUUGGGCGACAAUGACAUCAGUGAUGACGUAAGCACCACCAGCAACGAUAAUAGUAACAACAACAUCAGCAGCAGCAGCAACAACUACACUGUCCAAUCACAAAUCAACAACAAUUUCAACCAAAAUUCAACUCACUUGACCCAAAAUUUUACAAAAAAUUUAACGGAAAACACCAAAAACAUGCCCGCCACAAAUACCACCAUGUCCACCACAAAUACCACCCUGUCCACCACAAACAUCACCACAAUUUUCACUACGAACGCCACCACAAACGCCACAACCGCUGAGCCACUAAAACUUUUCAGCUACACAACCUACGUCUUCAUCCUCUACACAACAAUGGGCUUAGCCGGCUUCGUAGCCAACUUAUUCAUUCUAGCUAUAAUCCUAGCCUAUAAACCAAUGCAUAAACAAAUUAGUAGCUACUACAUAUUCGCUCAGUGCUUUGCGGAUGGCUUUGUAGCUUUUUUUCUAGCUACAACUACGCUAUUUUAUCGCAGAGGGAGAAUUUUCUACAGAAGUAGCAGCUGGGAUGUUGUGGACUGCAAGGUUUGGAUCACAAAGAUGCCCCUAUGGGCAAGUCUCAUGUCUUCAAGUUACGUCACGCUGGCUAUUACUAUUGAGAGGUACAUAGCGAUAGUCUAUCCGGUGUUUCAUAGAAACAAGUUCUCUCACUCAAAAUGGAUGACAGCUCUUUUGAUUGGUGUAGCCAUUCUCAUAGGCCCCAUCUAUAACAUUGGGGUCAUACUGACUUCAGGGGUUUCGGAAGAUGGAGCAUGUAUGAUCGUCAGGAUUUUUGAUAAUGAGAGUUCCAGGCAGUUUUACGGGUACUUCAAUUUGGUGGUCCAAUACUUCUUUCCACUCCUCAUCCUAAUUUAUUUGUACUCAAAAAUAGCAUGGUCACUACAUAAGAAAGUGAAAGUCGGGAGCAAUAAUAAUAAUAAUAAUAAUAAUAAUAAUAAUAAUAAUAAUAAUAAUAAUAAUAAUAAUAAUAAUAAUAAUAAUAAUUUUGGUAAAGAAAGCGUUACGGACGAUACUUCCAUUGCGACAAUUGCGUCAAACAACAACAACAACAACAACAACAACAACAGCAACAACAACAACAACAAUAAUAAUAAUAAUACAACCAUGCAUAGAGCUAGGGAUAAUGUUUUAAGAACUUCCAUAUUUAUUUCACUUAGCUUCGUGGCCUGUUGGACUCUUAAUCAGGUCUACUUCCUGUUAUUAAAUCUCAAACUCAUCGUACCCGUGCUGAAUGACGUCACCUACGAUAUCUCCGUAAUCAUGGUCUUUGGUAACUGCUGCGUCAAUCCAGUUAUUUAUCUCCUAAAAUACGAUCAGUUUCAUAGAGCGCUGAAAAUGUUGUUCUGCAAGAAGGAGUGA